CUGAUGACAGACAGUGACACACCUCCCCUUUAAGAGACUUUCCCUUUAACUUCACCUGAACACACCUGAACUUCCCCUACGGAAGUUUCACUACAGUUGAGGAAAGGAAAAACAAUCCAGAAAGAAAAAAUACAUCCUGUGCUGAAAUAUGGGGACAAAGGGCCCUCCUGGACCAGAAAAGGUGCUCAAAAUCCCCGAAUGGGUAGCAGAUGUGGGCAAGAUAACAAAGAAUGUGAACAGCACUGAGGAGGAGAACAAAGAAGAAAUGGUCAAAUCUGCAAGUAUGGAACCCAGUACCCUACAGUGGCCUGAGAAUAAAGCUGAACCACAGAUUCAGAUGCCAGUCAAGGUUGGGGAGAGCACAAGUGUGAAAUCAGAUUGCAUCUCACUCCACGGGGGAGUGAGCCGGACGGAGAGUGAGAGGGAGGAGUUUUUGCUUAAGGAGAUGGAUACAGGGAAAGAGAGUUUUUCUGACUCUGAGCUGAAAAACGGAGUGAAAAGCACCGGCUCGGAGAUAGAGGUGGAGGAGGUGAACAUGAUGCCAGAGAAUGCAGCCCGAGUCUUCAGCCCCAGCAUCUCCAUCCUGCGCUCCACUAGCAAGCAGGAGGCUGCAGACCACUUGAGAGAUGAUGAAGAAGAGAAAAGUCCCUUCAUGGGGACACAUGGGACACAUGGAACACCGCUAGAAGACUAUUACCAGGACUGGUCCGUCACAUCAAAAUCACGCUGCUGUAGCUCUGGCGGAUCUUGUCGUGAUGCUCUUAAACUGGGUGCAUCUAUGUUCACUUCUGCCCUGAUCUUCCCCUUGCUGGUAUGGGGUGGCUAUGUCUUUCUUCCCUUUGAUGCCCCUCUGCUUGACAGCGCCCCCCUACGGCUGGUCUACACACUGCGCUGCUCUGUUUUUGCAGUCAUACCUAUUGUCCUCGGUAUGUUGGUACUAGGUGUGUCCCGUCUGAGGUAUCGCUCCUUGAAGCCACGGUUUGAGGGGGAGGGAGAAAUUAAGCAGGUGGCAGUUCACCAGCGUUAUGUGGAAGACUCAGUCUCGCUCUUUCUCCUUUACUUCCUCCAACUGGCUGUCAUGGCUGCCUACCUAAAUCAGAAUCUGCUCAAACUAAUUCCUCUUCUCACCAUCAUUUUUGCCUUUGGCAGAUUACUGUACUGGGUCGCAGCAGCUUGUGACAGCAGUGUGAGAGGUGUUGGCUUUGGGUUUUCGUUUCUGCCAAUGCUGGUUAUGCUGGUGGCCAACCUCUACUUCAUCUUCCUCUCUGAAUCUGCAGGCUCCAUCUUUGCCCCAGACAUCCCAGAACCACCUGUUCCUUCAACAAAACAGCGGUUCUGGGGCUAAACAUGCCACAUCUGACACCUCUGCUACUGCCAAAUGUAGACCAGAUCUCUUUAGGCUUAGAGCCAGCUUAAAUAGGACUAUAAGACAUUUCUGAGAAUGUUUAAUCCAAUUUAUUUUUCCCUUCCUUUUCUUUACUUUCCUGAGUACUUUUAUAUCAUGACCAGGUGGGUUGAAAUUGAAAGAACUCCAGUCAAAGGAAAGAGAGGAGGGGUAGAACAAAGGAGGGAUUUUUUUUUCCUCGAACUAACUUAUAAAUAGAAGUUGUGUACUGAAACUUUAGACAUUAAACUACAAAUUAAAAUGAACAACCCUUUAUUGCACCAAACACAAAACCAAAGCUCAAAAGAGCUCCAAAUAUACUGUUUUCAUCUCAUCUAUUUUAAGAAGAGAAUGUCAACAAGAAGAAAACAAAUAUCCAAUUAUUUAUUCCAAUAUAUAUAUAUAUAUAUAUAUUUUUUUUUUUUUUUUUUGGAGUCAGGCAUUGAUUGCUUAUUCAAGUCUUUAUUGUUUGGUGUGUGAAGGUAGUGGCCUGCCCAAACUUGUCAUUUUCCACAACCACUCCUACAUCUCUUUGGUAAUUUAAGGACAAUAUGACGUUUACUGUGUGCUAAGUGGAGACAUAUAUUUUAGCAGAUAUAUUUAAAUAUAUGACUUCAGUAAUCAAAUUAGAAGAUCUCUAAAUGAAAUACUAAUCAAAGCUGUAAAGAGAUAUAAGAAAACUGUAGCCAAGUGCAAUUGAAUGUGUUAAGAUGGAAUUAAUUUCUGUUUGUUAUAUUUGCAUAAACAUUUUGAACAAAUCCAA
Molecule: messenger RNA, 2147 nt
Organism: Carassius gibelio (silver crucian carp)
Lineage: Eukaryota; Metazoa; Chordata; Actinopteri; Cypriniformes; Cyprinidae
Product: transmembrane protein 79-like
Exons: 5
Coding region: 149-1345 (398 amino acids)
Biological process (GO): regulated exocytosis
Cellular component (GO): lysosomal membrane; trans-Golgi network membrane
Source: RefSeq, a predicted model, not a curated record